AUCGAUGAUAUUAAUACUCGUGAAUAUAUUCAAUAUGAACAAGAAAGAAUUGUACGAAAAGACAUCAUCAACAACAACAACAACAACCAUCUUCAGUUACACAAACAAAAAUUGGACAAUAUUUGAAAAUUUUGAAGGUUCCGGAUUAAACUUACCUGACUAUUAGUGUCGUCGUAAUAUUUAAAUUUGUAUAAUAGUUAUGUUUUCAAUAUUUGUAUACUUUUGUAUACUUUUGUUAUCUAAAUCUAGUUUUAAAUAUUUUAAAUCUUAUUUUAAAGUUUUAUUUAUUUUUUGUGUAAACUUAAAUUUUGUAAACAAAACUUAAAAUAUUUAUGAGAUAUGAUUUUUAUAAGGAUUAAACAAUAAACAAGAAAAUAUUUAUGAAUCAUAAAUGUGAUGUGUAAUUGUAGGAGCCAAAAUGCAAAUAAAAAUAUGAAACUUCAAAUUUGAAGUUUUGAGUAGUGAAACUUCAAAUAUAGAGUUUCACAGCUCAAAUUUGAAGUUUUGAAGUUUAUUUUUGGAAAGCAAAAAAACUUUAUAUUUGAAAUUAUAGAGUGUUUUUUGGAGAUCCUCUUAGAAAGGCAAUAAACAAUAUUGUAUUGUUAUAUGACUCCGUGUGGGGAGCUAAACCAACAAUUUCAGCAUCAUUAGAUUCUCCAUUAUCUCAUUAUUAAAAAUCUAACUAAUCUAAAUUAUGGAGUUGUAAUAUGCCCUACAAGUCAACUCUCAGUAACAAUUAUGACCAUUUAAUUAUUAUAAUUGGAUAGUAGUAAUAGUCUUUAUUUGUCAGAUCCUAAUGAACAUAGCUAAUAAUUAUUUUCAGUUCACCAGUGGUCCCAAAUCAAUUGACAAAUGUUGUUUUGAUUUGAUUAACCUUUGAUUAAGGUAUAAGAUCGUUCGAUGAACUUAGAUACUCAAGAUAUCAUAUAGUAAUAAUAUUUAUAUACUAUUUAAAAGCAUGCAUCAUUACAUGACGGAAAAACAAAUAUUAUUACGCCCACAAAUCUGCUUUUGACCGAAAUCUAGGCGGGCAGACGAAAUCACGGGAGCGCAUGUCUUGAUUAUUGCUACAUGUUCGAUAUAUUACGACAACGCAAAGACGCAUUUGUCAACAGUAACACAUAACAACACCGAAUCGAAACCAUGCUGUAUUAUUAUAUUCCGCUUUGGAUUCCAGUCCAAUUGUUAUAUGCUAAUGUCGAAAUGAUUUUUUUGGACACAAAUAUAGUUUUUCGUUAUGUAUAUAUAUAAUGUAACUAUGUAUACAAUAUACAUAAUCAGUUAUAUGUAAAAGUGUCCAGCAUUAAUUUUCGAAUAACAAUUAAGGAGACUAGUUUAUAUAGACCCCUCCAAAUCCUAUGCAAAUCUCAUUUUCAUCAUUAAUAGUAUCGAAUCUUUGUAUCAAGAUGUUUGAUGUAAUUAAUUACAUUAUUAUUAUUCUUUAUAAUGUCAAAAACAAAUUAGUACUAUAUACAAUCUAUAUGUGGUCUGUAUUAUUUUUCUAUUAAAGUUUAACCUGUGUAUUCCUUGGAUGGAAAACAAUAACGAAAUGAGGUUAAGAUCCGCGUUUUGCGCGGGAUAAACAUUUUAUAUAUAAACUAUAUUAGGAAAUAAUAAAAUGAUAAAUAUAUAUUGAAAUAUUGAGAAAUCGGUAAUAUUACGUAUAUAAUUAAAUUGGCUUGCACAUAUAAAUAAAAAAAUCACUCUUAUUUAUUAACGAUCAUUUUAUGGUAAAUAAAUAAAAAGUUCAAUUUUAUCCAUUCUAUAUUAUAUAAUUAAAUUUAAAUGAUAUUAACAUAUAUAUAAAAUAUAUUUUUACUAAAGCUGUUUAUUAAAUGAAGUUUUUAAUCAUAUGUUUUAUGAUUAUUGUCAUCUUAUAACAAAAAUGUAAACCAUUAAUAAACUUUUUAAUUCGAGAUGUCUAAUAGUUUAAGUAAUUUAUAAUUAUUUUUAAUUGAAUGAGGAUUUCAAAAUUAAAAUAUUAGUUAAGUUCUCAAUAUUGUUUUUUGAUGACCCUGGUAUCCGGAGGCUCGAGAGGAUCCGAUUAGCGCCAAUAGCGCUGGGAAUUUGGUUCUUUGCCCGCGGGACCCGGCCCAUUUGACCCGCUGCGGGGCGGGUGCGGGCCCAAACAAAUUUGGGUUUUUAAAGUUGCGGGUCAGGCGGAUCGGGUUAGAAAAUAGCGGGGCGGGCGCGGGUUCUAAUAAUUUUGGUAGCGGGUUAGCGGGCACCCGCAUAUGCUAAGAAACAUGUUGUUUUGGUUUAAAAGUUGUGUCGUUUUUGCGCUGUAGGUUGUUAGUGUGUGUUGUGUUUUAGUUAUAGGUUGUAACUGUGUGUUGUUUUCAAUUUUUUGGGCAAUAAAAUUAAAUCUGAAAGCCCUAAUUGACUUCAGUCUCAAUUCUCUGCCGAACCCUAAUCGAAUCUCACUCUCUGCAGAUCGUCAAUUCUCAUUCCGAGUCUUGACUUCUCAGUUCUCAGCCUAUCUCUGUGUCUCUAGACUCGACUCUCUGUUGAUGUCUCUCUCUCGGUCAAGGACAAGGUACUAAAAUUUAUUCAGACCAACAAGAUGGAGCUGAUGGUGGAAUAGCCACAGCAUAGUGUUGGGAGUGAGGGGUCGAGCUUUCCACAUAAAAUUUUAGAGGAUUCAAGUCAGACAAAAACUGUCUUCUCCCACGAACAAUAUGACAAUGAAACAGAGGUUGCUGAAUCAAUAAGUGUAUAUUUUCCCUGCGUUUUUGACGUUUGCAUAGACGUGCAACUGAUCAACUUGAGGUCGUGGCAAGAACAAGAAGGAAGACCUCUACGUAAUUUGUUUUUAAGUUUGAUUUCAGUUUGGACAAGAACUUAUUUUUCUGUGUUGUUUGUUGUUCUUUAGAACUUAAGAUUAUUGCGUGGUGUUUAUUGAAACUUAAAUUCAUAUAUGUUGUUUAAACUUAAGACUUCUAUUAUGUUUAUCAGUCAUUUUUUGUGAUUUUGACAAAAAAAAUUUUUUUGAUUUGGGCGGGUUACCCGCUUGACCCGCUUAAUUAAUGCGGGGCGGGUGCGGAUAUCUUGUACAACUCUCAGUGGGUCAUGCGGGUAAUUUUUUUUUUGAAUAUUUGACUCAUACCCGCUGCGGGCCGGGUCGGGCGGGGCGGAUCCGACCCGCUUCCCAGGACUAAGCGCCAAUGACCGUUCUCAAUAUUGGUUCAACGCAAAUAUCAAUAUAUAGUUUGUAUUUAAUAUGAUAUGUAGUUUAAUUAAAUAAUAUAUAUAUAUAUUAAUAUAAACACUUAUUAAAUAAAACUUCUUACUCAAGUGGUUUAUAACUAUUUAUAUCUAUAUUAUAACAAAAAUAAUUAUACUAUUGAUAUCAAAAAUUUGUUUGAGACUUUUAACAGUUUAGUAAUUUAUACUCGUUUUUUAAAAUUCAAACUACAACAUAUACAAAAAAAUCUAAUUUUUUAUUAUAUGGUUAAUCCAAUUGUGUAAUAUAUUUUAAUAACAAAGAUUUAAACAAAAAUGAUUGAGUGUAUACAAAUUGUUAGCAAAUCUUUGUUAUGAAAAUCAUUAAUUGCUAUAUAUAUUUUAAUACAUUAGGUAAUUCCGUAUCUUUUUUAAAGGAAACAAUGAAGAAUAACUUUUAAUACUAAUAACUGAUUUUAUGAUAAGUUUAAUGAAAACUAUAGUUUAUAUUUAGAUGGACCAACUUACUUUUUUAAGGACUCUCAAAAAUCAUUCUCACAAUGACACGUGUCAUGCUUCUAAUGUUGUAAUGCUUCUCUUUUAAUAUAUAGGAGAUAUCUAACUAGAAUUCCAAAGUAGAUUCGUUUCACGUCAAACGAAAAAGAGGAUUUCAUUAUUGAUACAGUUUUGUCAAGGGUUUUUAGUAAUUAAAUCUCUCAAAUAAAGAUGAAUCAUAAAAAAUUCUCAACUAAAAAUUCGGUGAAAUUCUUUCGCAUACAUCCGAUAAAAUUGGAACGAUACAAAGAAGAUUAUUAUGGCCUUUGCGCAAGGAUAGUAUGCACAAAUAAAAAAAUGGUCUAAAUUUAUCCGGAGUUGCUAGCUCAAAUGGUAAAGCCUUCUUCCCAAAGGGUAGAGGUGCCAGGUUCUAGCCUCAGCAGCAGCCGGGAGGGGGAGGGGAUUAAACAACCGGCUCUUGUCCCUGGCUUAAAGAGAUUCUGGACUUAGGCCUAGAACUUUUUGAAUUCAAAAAAAAAAAUCUAUCAAAUAAACUAUUAACUCUAAUUUUGUUAAAUUAUGUUACCCUCUGUCUAAAAAUCCGUGACGGAUGAUGAUAUACGUUAACGGUUUAUAAAUUGAGGAUUUAUAAUGUUGAAAACUUAGUUGAUGAAUUUUUUUACGAUUCAAAAAUAGUUGAGAGUUUUUAUCACUAAAAGUCAUUAAAUAUUUUAAAUCUUUAUUAUCAUUUAUAUAUUGUUUUAGAUUGAUUUAUAAGCCUUUAAAACGCAUUUAUAAAUUUUAAUACAUUACUUUAUAACCUAUUUAUAAAGCUUCAUAAAUAUUUUAAUAUUUUUACAUAUGAUUAAGAACGUUUCACAAUGAUUUUAUAAGUUUUUGCAAUAAUAAAUUAAUGUAUUAAAAUUUAUAAAUGAGUUUUAAAGGCUUAUAUAUCAAUCUAAAAUAAUAUAUAAAUGAUAAUAAAGAUUUUAAAACAUUUAGUGACUUUUAAUGUUAAAAUCUCUCAACUAUUUUUGAAUCGUAAAAAAACCUCUCAACUAAGUUUUCAACAUUAUAAACAGUUAACGUAUGUCACCCUCCGUCACGGUUUUUUAGACGGAAGAUAACAAACGUUAACGGAAUUAAAGUUGAGGUUUAUUUCACAUAAUUUUUAGUUAAUGAUUUUUUUUUACAAUUCAUCUUUAGUUGAUGAGUUUAAUUACUAAAAACCCUUUUCAACAUGUUUUUUUAUUCGCCUUACAAUACUAUGUAAACUUUUUUAUACAGUAUGUUUUAUCGGUUGAUUCGAUAUCUAAUAUAAAUGCACUAAACGCUAUAGUAGACUGUCUGAAACAAAGCUAGAAUAUUUGUUAACGAAUGUUAAAAAGUAAUCGAAUUGUAUUAUUUGACUAUCAAAUUUAAUAUCUGAGCCAAAACAUAAGUCAAGACUUUCUCAAUAACCGUUAUUUUGUUUUAACGGAGGUUUAAAGUAUGGAGGCGUGUUUAAAAGUAUAAUACAUACAAUAUUCCAUGGCUAUAAAAAGAACUUGAUUAUGACCGGCGCGUAUACGCGGGAUUAUUUAUAUUUAUAAUUAUAUUUUAAAAUUAAAUUAGUCUUAUGAUUCGUUGAUGUUUCAAAAAUAUUAGCUUCAUCCAUAUUGUAUUUUUUUUUUUGCUUUCUGUGGGGUUCCAGUUUGGUUGUGGAUUUUAGUUUUCAGUUUAGGAAAUAUAGUAGUUUAGUUAUUUAUGAAUUUGAGUUUGGUUUAGCUUGGGUUUUAUUAUUUUGGUUUGGUUCCAAUAAUAAUGUUACGAACCCAAUAAAAUUUCAAUUUUAGUUAAGGCGUGUGAAUAGGGAAUUGGAAGUUUUGGUUUUGAUUCUUAUUUAGGUAGCAAUAUUUUUAGUUUCAUUUUCAGAUUAUUAUUUUUUGUUAUUGAAUAUAUAUAUUUUUUAAUUUGUUCAGAGAAUCGGUAUAUCUCAAGAUUAUAUAUUAAAUCAGAAAAUAUUAUACUAAUUUUGUAACUUUAUGUGAUAAAAGUAAGUUGUAUAUUUAUCAUUUUGAAAUAGUAGAUAUUUUUAGUGUAAAUAGAGAUAUCUAGCUAUAUUUUGGUAAUAUGUCGCUAUAUAUAUUGGUGGUUGUUAAAAUUAAUAAUUUAUUUUUAAUAUGUUUAUGGGAAGAAUACAUCUCAUAAUCAUUUGAUUAUGAGAAAAUAAUCGUUUGAUUCAAAAUAUAAUGUAAAAUUUGAUCUGUAUUGUGCAUUUGCAUUAUAUAAUUUUUUUAAUCCGUUACAUCUAAAACUGGUUAUGUUUUUAAAGAUUUCUAACUGGUUUUGGUUGCUUAUAUCGCUAUUUGAUUUUUAAAAAUAUAUAGUAUGUAACUUUAUUAAUUGAUAAGUUUAUGGUUGUUUGUGAACCUCUUAUAUAUAUAUACCUCUUGUAUAUAUAUUAUAAUUUAAAUUCUAUAUUUAAUUUAAUUUAUUAUCAGUUAUUAAUACAUAUCAAUAUAUUUUUAAAAUAUUUUUUACACUAAAUUUAUAAUUUAGAAUAAUAAAAUAAAUAACCCCAUCAAAUUAUGAAAAUAAAUAUUUCUAUACAGAAAUUAAAAGCUACAUGUGUUAUUCUUUUUAUUAUUCAGAUUCAAUAGAUUUCGUUUAUGUGUAGUUCAAUUACUUUAAUAUUGUCCAAGGAGGCAAAGACGUUUUGACAUAAAAUGCACCUAUGAAGCGAAAGAUUUAUAAUAUACGGAACCAUAUCUUCAGCUAUAUGCAUUGUUCAUUCGUCGGAAUGUUGUUCUUCUCAGCUUCAUCCUCCGCUCAGUCCCUAAAAGAAAGAAAGAAGAAUCAAACUUGUAAAUUUCCUCAAGAGCAGAUCUAUCUAAGAUUGGUUUGUUAGCUUAUUGAUAUAAAAAAUUUGUGUUUAACUAAUCAAAGUAAGUGGCCUAUAUUGUCAAAAGUCAUGCGCUCCACACACUCCUUCGUUUUUGCUUGACAAAGAAAGAAAAAGCUUGUAAGAUGAUAUUAUGAUAAAGCGUUUAUUUCAACUUCAAGCUCAUUUUGCAACCGGGUUAUGUGUUGGUUCUCAUCUUCCACUUGCAUUUGAAAUCUAUCAAAAAUCUCUUUCUCACACGACAUUUAUGUCUUGUUAUUCACAAAGAUCUGAUAUUGUUCCUCUAGAUCAUUUCGUUACUUUGCAAGAGAAUCCAUUUAUGUUUUAGUGGACAUGCGUUCUUUCUCCAGUGCAUGAGUAUCCCUUCUUUCUCAAAAACUUGAAGCCUUGUGAGCUCCAACUUUGCCGCUUCAACCAACUUUACUACUGCAUCUACUUAUUCUUAUUCUUGUAAAAUCUCAUUUUCAAAGCUAGCAUUGAUAUCUUUAUGACCUGAGAAAAAAACGUGUUAUGGUCAGAAACCACAUUUUCAACCAUAGUCUAUACUUAAUUGCUUCACAAUCUUCAUCAAUUGCAAGAGACACCUGUUUGGGUUUUUGCUUUAUACGUCUGGAACAAUCUGGUACAAAAAGCAGAGAUAUAGACAGACUUUAAAUCCUCUUUCAAUGUUUAUCUGGAACAAUCUGAUACGCCCUCCAGGGGCACAUUCCUUUCAAAUACAGAACUUGGUUGGGAAACGUUAACGAUAUGAUUGCUUAAGAAGCUAGAAUAUUUCCAGCAGAUAAAUCUUUUGUGUUCAUGUUAUCAAUGUCAGGAAAACCAAAGAGUUGGUAGUAGUGUCAAGAAAUAUAGAGCUAGGAUCACUAUAUUCUCGGAAAGUUAAUGCUGAGAUGAGCUCAGCGCAUUGGUGAGGUAAAAGGUUAUCAAAUUUGUUUGAAGGUCGCUAGUCUUUCAGCUUCAGAAUCUCAGGCCACAAGUUAACGCUCUUCUUUUGGUGUAUCCUUCAAAGAAGUCUCGAGUUUUGAUCUUCAGUUUUCAACCAUACAUAUUUUAGUCCAAUGCUAAGUGAAUACUACCACCCUAAUCUUUAGUAAUAAUCAGUUGCCCAGAAAGAAGAAAAAUUACCACGAUAGUGAAAUCAUAACCCAUUGCACCCAGAAUCUUUUUCUCACCACUGAUUGAGAUCCCAGAAACAGCUACUUGGUGUUCAUAACAACACAUAUUUUUGCAUCAGCAAAUUUUUCCAUUCAAAAUUUGAAAUUAAUAUGUUAUAAUUACGAAAAGCAGAGAUAUAGACAGACCUUGAAUUCUCUUUCAAUGGGUUUCGUCACAUCUUUGUCUCCUACUCUAAUUGGAUUAGUGAAGAAUGAAAUAUACUAUAAAUAAAAAAAUAGAUACAUCUUGAACAAUGAAUGUUUAAUUAGGUUAAACACAGUACCUAUAGUGUAAAUAUAACAAACUUGUGUUUUAAUGUAAGUGACGUGUGUUUAAUGAAAUGAUAUGAAUAUAUUUAAAACUUAAAUGAUAAUAUGAAGUGUGUUUUUAUAUUUAGUCACAACAUAUUCAAUAAGUCUAAAUUUAAAACAUGUCAUGUUAAAUUUUAAAUAGGAUUCUAUUUUAAUAGAUUAGAUAAUCUAUUCUAUUAAAACAACAAUACGACCUAUUGAUAUAGGUGUGAUCUAACUAUUUUAAUAUAAUUAUUAAAACUUUUUAUUAACAUUUAAGAGAAAUAUUAAACAAAAAAAAUACAAAUACAACUAAGAAAACAAAUAUAAAAAUUAAAUUUCUAAAAAAUGUAAAACAAAAAAAUAACCGCCCUUAAAAUGGACUGGUCAAAAUCUAGUAAAUAAAUAAAACAAAAGAGAAUACAGUUUACAUGCUUUCUCGUCUAUAGACCGAAGAGGACGUACGAUUCCCACUAAACCACUGUCUAAAGGAAAACAAAAGUUAAGACGAAAUCCAUCGCCAGGUAGGUAGGACCGACGUAAUAUCUUGUGACUGAAUCAUCGCUCUACUACGUUGAUCAAUGGAGAUAUUCUUAUAACUGAAUUAAUGAGUCAAACUCAUUGUUGAUUCAUCUUUGAAGAAAUAAGAAAAUUCCAAAAGGACGUAAAUUUAGGCCUUGUUUUCACACUUUGUUGAUUGUCUGUUUCAAAUACUGAGUGUAAACUUGCAUUCAAGUUUAACGGUUUUGAUUCCCUAUUCAGAUGGCAACGUUUUAAAUCGACACAACGCUAAAAUAUGCUAAAGAAUCUAUGUUUACAUGAGGAAGCAUAUUAUAUAGUCUCAACUAUAUACUAGAUAGUUUGAACUCAUAUUUUCUGGUUAGGACCAUUUCACAUAACUUCUUUUGUAGCUAUCAAGAAGAAAGAUAACCAAAGUCUUUUUAAAACCACUAAUGAAGUUAUAAAACUAAUAGUAUCGAAUUACAAUUAUAUGUGGUCAAUGAAGGGUUAGAAAAAAUAUUCGUAAACUUUAAUUCGAUUUGUUUUCUGUUUCGAUUCGAAUUGAAAAGUCUAUAAUAUUUAACUCUACGAAAUAAAACAAAUACUGAUAUGUAAUAUCCAUGAAAAACAAAAACAAAAACAUAAAUACUAAUAUUUUUAAAACUAAAUAUUUAAUCUGAUCCGUUAUAUAUUAAAUGCAUAUAUAAAUCAUAAUUAUCAUAUUUUAUGUAAGUUUGAAGUAUUUUAUUUAUUAUUUUAAUUAUUAUAACUUUAAAUACAAUAACUUUUUGUAAUAAAAUAUUAUUAUUUACAUUAGUUUUUAAUUUUUAAUUUUAUAAUUUUUAUUUAUAUAUAUAUCAAACUGAAUAUUCUGUUAAAUAUAUUUAAAAUAAGAUAUUCGACUAACCGUGAAAAAGAUUGGAUAAUCAAUUAUUAUGGCGAAACGUAUCGAAUCAAGAAUACCUCAAAAGUUCGGAUAUUCGAUGUGUUUCCAUCCUAAUCAAUGAUACAUUGCAAAAUAAGCUUGACACAUGUGCAUAUUAGUCUCACGUGCCACAGAGUCAACGGUCAUUAGCCUAAGUAAAUCAGCACAACUAACACAAAGUUGUAUCUAAUUAGGUGCGGUCCUCACGCAAAGAUUGUACGUUUCUAAAUCAAUUAGUACUGUUGAAGAAUUAAUUGACUUUGCAGCAAAGUUAAUCAAAGUUAAUCAAUUCCUUAUAUAUUAAAAAAAAAUAUAUUACAACAUUUUAUAUGACACGUAUCAUCACUAAAUAGUCUUAAAAUCUCUAGAAAAAUAUGUUGGUCCACUAGAUAUAUAUAUAUAUAUAUUUAUUUAUUAAACUAACCAUAAAUUAAUUAACAAUUAUAUUCUAACUCGCACGGAUGCGCGGAUAUUAUUGUCAUCUUUACUACAAAUAUAAAUUAAUAAUAAUGUAACUGAUUUUAUUAUUAAAAAUAAUGUUAUAUACAAAUAGGUGAAAUUAUUUUUGUUACAAUACUUUAAACCUUCAUCACUAUAUAGUUUUCAUAAUCUAUAUUUUAAAAUUUCAUAUGUUCUACUAUUUUUAUAUUUUUAUAACAACAUUUUCUAUUUGAAAUAAAAUAUGGGAUUUCAAAAUAUUGUGUAUAUAUUUAGAUGCAAAAACUUAUGUAAAUAUGUUUACAAUAAAUAUAUAAUAUAUAGAUAUACCGACGGUUAUGUAAACCAAAUAUAUUUGUCAAAUAAAUGUAUUUACUAUUUAAAUAUAUAAUAUUUACCAAACUAUUGUUAAGAUCUUGGUCACAAAAUCUACGAUGUAGGAGAAUAAUAUCUUUCCAUUUUCUUAAAUAUUAAGUAAUAUAUAUUAGGUUUCUAGUGAAUUGGUCUAACAAUAUUUUUAUAGUAGAUAAAAAUAGGAUUAUAUUUUAAUAGAUUAGAUAUAUAAUUAAUAUUUUUUAUUAUUUUCUUAAAUAAAAUGUACAGAAUUACCAAAAGUGAAUAGAAUAUAUAUUUGACAAUUAAUAAUUUUAAUAAUAAAGAAUUGAUAACAAUUUACAUAUCCUUAAUUUUGUUCAAGGUUAUAUUAUUAAAAUAAAUUAAAUAAUCAUAUUAACCAUACAAUUAAAAUUUAAAUUUUUUUGUAUAUGUUAUAUUUUUGAAUUUUUAAAAAUGACUACAAAUUACAAAAACUGUUAAAAGUCUCACAUUAAAAAAAUUUAUGAUCAAUCAUUUGAAAAUUUUGAAAUUUAGAACUUAAUAUUUUAAUUCGUUGAAUUUUCAAGAAAUAUUAAAAUAUUAAAACUACCACACUAAAAGUUUUGUUAUUAAUGUUUUAAUUUUUUGUUAAAAACACAAAUGAUCAUAAAAUCAUAUGAUUAGGAGUUUCAUUUCAUAGAUAGUCAUAUUAAAAAUAUACUAAUAUUUAUGUUAAUAUUAUUUAAAUUUAAUUACAUUUAAUACAACAUAGAAAAAAAUUUAAUGUAUAUACCACAAAAUGAUUGUAAAUAAACAAAAGUGUAUUUUUUUAAUUUAUGAAUUAGUGUCAAUUUAAUUAUAUAUGUAACAGUUAAUAGUUUUUCAAUUAUUCUAUAUAUAUUUAUUAAUUUAUUUUAUAAAUAUAAAAAUGUUAAAAAAUAAUAUAUAUGUAAAAUAGUCAUUUUGUGCGCGCAAGACCGAAAUGUAAACCGAAAUGAAUAGAGGAAUUCUAUUUAGAAAUUAAUGUUUGCGAAAAGCUUGAUACGUGAUACCUGAGACCGAAAUGAAUAGAGGAAUGUGGGGCACACGUGUAAGAUCCGAACGUGUGUGUGUUCCACUUCUUUUAAGUUUCUCUUUUUCCCUCUCAAAAUGCUUCUAUUUAUGGAAUCAUAUGAUAUGUACUAUUUUAAUAUCAAAAUGUCUAUAUAUAUAUGGUGGCCAAAGAAAAAGACUGUGUAUAUAUUUUCCAAUAUCAUAUAUACAUUUGUGUCAGUGCCCUCAUGUGUACAUGUAUGAUUCAAUUUGAAGAUCAAAUCUAGAUCGAAAAUACCAAGGUUAUAUAUUUUUUUGUUAGAAUGGCGUGAUAUAUAUAGUUAUUUAGAAAAUGUCAAGCGUUUCAGUCAAUCAUAUUCAUAAUAAAAUGAGCUUGAGCUUGGCCUUAGAGUUAUUUAUUAUAUUUGGUUUUGAAUUACAAUAAUUGAUAUCCAACACCAAUGCUUCCCAUGUGCGUAAAAUUUGCGUUUGGCUUAGCAGAAACCCAAAUAAUAUGGUUCUGAGCAUCAACUAAUAAAACUCGUGGAAACACACAAAACUUGGUAGAGCUUACGUUUUUUAUAUAGAUAAAAAACUAUUAUAGUUCAUAAUACAAUUGCAAAUUGCAAAUUCGUGUAAAAUAUAAUGAUGUUUUUGAUGGUUGGAUUGGAUUCGUGUGGACGAUGAGCUGUGGGUACAGUAGGAAGUAGCUGGCUACUUACGUGUAUUAACAAUCCUUGAUAUCUUUUUCACUUUAUGUAAAUUAACCCAUUCAUCACGUGUUUUAUGACUCGAUAUUGUUCAUCUUUCCUACCAAGGUGUACCACUUUUUCAUGUUAUAUUGAAAUCGUAAUGUACCCACUUUCUUUGUAAAUAACAACAAAGACUAAUUGUUGUCAAAACAAACUAUAGACUAAAAUGAGAUGUAAAAGUAAUUAGUAAGGAUGUGCGCAUCUGAUAAAUAUCGAUUCCAACUGUUGUUUACUAAAGUAUCGUAACUAAACACAACGUUCAAAACAAUGAAUGAAUCUGUAAAUUUGUAUGUUACAUUAUUGUAGUUAUUUUAUUUGACAAUGAUAGGAUACCUAGCAAAGUGAGGUUUUUGUAACUAAAAUAACCUUUAUUUUAUAUUUUAAAAGAAUACUACUUAACUAAAAUAGGAAAACCUUAAUAAAACGAUUAAUUUGACUAAAAUUUCCGAAAAUAAAUUGUUACUUUGAUUAUUUGGAUGACUAUGUAACCGAUGGUUUUGAGCUUUAGUAAAGGUAAACUUAAUAUACAUUAGUUUCUCUCUUAAAGUGUUCAUAUAUGUGAAUCAGCAAUCACCAGAUGGAUGCUCUUCUUUUUUUUGAAACACUAUUCAUAUAGCUUAAUAUUAGAUUGCCAUUUUUUAAUUAGGUUGCUUUCUGUAUAAAAGCAUAGUAUCUAGUAGACUAGUACAAAUAUUUUUGAUUAAAAUACACACGCCUAUAUAUGUAUAUAUGCAUAAUUUUAUAUAGAAAAGCGAAUUGUGCGACCAACCAAACACAUGUAGUUAGAUGCUGGUACUUUUCAAAAGUACAGUUCAUUAACUGAUCUGUCAAGUUUCAACUGAAAAUUAUACUGUUAAAUAAUAAUCAACUCGUUAUUAAUUAAAGAACUUGGAAUAUUUUACGUUCCCUUAUGAUUAUUCCUUUGCCAACCCUUAUAUUCUUCAAUAUUAAGUUAUUUCUACCUUUUUCAAAUCUGUCUUUCUUUUCCAGAUAUGGAAAACUUUUGUUUGAAUGGUUGAGACCAAAAUUGGUGGUGUUAAGUCUGUGUCAUUGUCUAAUAUCAUUUUAGUAUUAUAUCACCUACCGAACUAAUUAUUCAUUAAUUUUUUCUAGUAGUUACUAGUAUUUAGUUGCUAUAAAAUACUCAAGAUUCUUACCCUCUCAUGCAGGUAUUGAUUUUAUCAAGAUAUAGAGCUCGUAAAAUUUCUAGAUAUGGCUAUAUCGAAAACGGAAUGUUUCUGCAACAUCAACUUAUAUUUUCGUCACAUUUUGUUCGCCUCGUGAGAUUUAAUCAGUUUGAACAACUGGUUUAUGAGUUUGAGGACAACUUCUUAUAACACAAAGAAAACAACCAAACAACUUCUUAUAACACAAAGAAAACAACCAAUUAUAUUGAAAAUAUAGUAUAUAUAUGGUAAAUAAAUUACAGUCUAGUUGUGCCAUCAACCAUACAUCGAGGUCUUGUCUCUUGUUCUUUAAAUCUCUUAAGAAAAAAAAAUCAUUUACUUGACAAAAAGAGUAUAAAGAAUCAAGUUCCGUUGGCUUCAUCUUGUUGAUGGAAGAUAAUUCUUUGUGCAUGCUUGAUCACCUAAGAAUUCACAUGGUAGAUGCAGAUUUUGGUUUAGCAUGGGUUAUACUUAUAUAUUAAGAAUCCAAAAGCAGAACAAAGUACAUAUGAACUUAAUUUAGCUUUUCAUCAUCCCAGUUGAAGCCCAUUAUAAACACACACAUGAUGCAUAUAUUCAUAAACAAGCCUGAUGAAUGUGUAUAUAUUUUGUUUAUAUUUCCCAUAAAACCUUAUAUGAAAUCGGGAUGUUCCAUCUGCACCAUGUUUUGUUAAGUGGGGAAUACGAUAUGUAUAAAUGAUUUUGAGAUGUAUUAAUUAUAUUAUAUGUUAUCUAAAGACUAGCUAGAAACGUCUAAAAAUGGAAUAAUGGGCACAUGCAUACGUUGUGGAGAUUGAAAUGGAUCCACUACAUACUUACUUUAUCAUUUAAUUCGAUCUAUAUAUAUACUUACCCAAAUCAUAUAUUAUCGUCACACAAAACUGGUUGUUAUUACAAAAUUUAAUAAGCGAUUCAAGUAUCGUGUUUAUAUGUGUAAAUCCACAGAUAUACAUACGUGGUGGUGGCGAGGAAGAGAUGACUUUAAACGAUGAAGUUUUCACCACUGCAUAACUGUUUGUUGAGUGUCAAACUACUUUGUAAUUCUGAUCUUUUCUUUCCACUCUCAUCUCGUUCAUUUGUAGGUAUUUUGUAAUGUGUAUUUUUAAAGUUAUGCUUCUUUACAAAAUGUGUUACUUUUUGCUUUCUCGCAUAAUAUUACACGUUUAAAACUCAUCUGAAAUUUUUAGGAUAUUAUCAAAUAAAGUAUUCAGGCAGGUAAAUAAAUAUAGCUGAAUACUAAAGUUUAUUAGUGAUAAAUCAUAUCAACAUGUAGAAGUAAUUUCUCUUAGAAACAUGCAAAAUUACUUUAGUAAGAAAAAAUCACUAUAGCUAGGUGAAACCCAACUAAAAUUAUAGUUGCAUCUUAUUACGUUUAUUAUUAAAUAUAAGAUUGCAUGCUUUAUAUCAAUAUUUUAUUUUGAAGUUUUCAUUCUUUUGUUACGUGAGAAAUUUGAUGUCUCAAAAUUCUGAUAUAGUUCGAAACGUAAAUCUAUAAUAUAUAUAUAUAGUUUAGUAGCAACAAAAACAAAUAUCUAGAGGAAUGCAAAUGUUCAAGAGAUGAGUUGAUUAGACAUUUAACAGCAUAUUUUAAAAUAAAAAUAUUUUAUUUAGUAUCAGUUAACUUAUAACUACGACAUAUGUAUUUGUCUCGCUUAAAACUUCGUUUAGCCAAUUUUAUAUGUAAUUUGAUAUUUCAUAAUUAAUAUGAUAUGUUAUUGAUAGUAAAUGUUUAUAAUUUAUAAUAUAUGUGAUUAACUGGAAUCAAUAUUAUUAUUAUUAUAUUGAUCAAACCAAUAUUAUUUCAUUUAUACAUGAAAUUUUGUAAAUUUUAUAGACGACUCUGGAAUAUGUUUAAAUAUUUAAUUCUCGAAAGCUUUUUAUAUAGUUUAAUUUAUGGAAUUUGACAAACUAUUUAGUGAAAUGACAUGAAGUAAGAUAAUUUUAUGAAGUUUUAUCUUAUAAACUAAAAUUAUUUAUAUUAUUAUAUUUCAGUGAACAAGAGAACAAUUUGCUGAUGUCAAUAUCUCUGAGAAACAUAUGAAUUUUGUUUUCGAAAUUUUUCAACAGAGUAAAUUUAUUUUAAUAAUGUUUAUAUGGAAAUACUAUAAGUAAAUACCCUUCCAUUUUUUAAAUCUAUAGUAUUCACACAUAUUAAAAAUAUAAUAAUUAUUUUUAAUUAAAUUUAUUAUUUAUUUUUAUUAAAUACUUUCCAAGAACUGUCAAUCAAUAAUAUUUAAUCAAUUUAAAUACUCUUAAUUAAUGUUUUUAAAAUAUAUAAUUAAUGUUUCUUAAAAUUAAUAAUUGAUUAACAUCAAUUAUUAAAAUUAUUUUUAAAAUCUAUCUUUAUAUAACAAAAGUUAAAUCUAGAAAAUCACUCUUUUAGAAAGCACAGAAAGUAAUUACAUUCUCUAAUAGUAGUGUAGUAUAGUUUAAACUUUGAAGGCGAUAUCAAUUUUGUAAGCCAAUAUAUAGUUGAUUAAAUUUAUGCCGUGUUAAAUCAAAAUUAGGAUAAAGAUCAGCUUAAGAGUCGAAUAUAAAAAAAAAUAUCCAUGGACUUAUAAAAUAAAAAUACUUGAUUUGUCUCAACUGCAGUUUUCAACUUGUGUUUACAACUAGUACAUUUUUCUUUCUACUAUCAAUGAAAAAAACCAACCACUAAAUACAUUAUCUUACUCUUCUUAUAAUUCAGCAUUUUUUAUGAAAUUUUAAAUUUAUUGAUAAUCAGAAAUAUAAAGCCCGGAGUUUAAUAUGUACAACUUCUAGAAUCUUUACGAAAAAUGAAAAUAUUUCCUAAGCAGUGCUUAGUCUCGUAGCAAACCAUUUUUGGAGGAGUCCUCUCAGCUUAGGCUUCUCAAAAUACCUUGUGGACGAAAUGCUGUUACGUAUGAUAUUCUCUAUGAUAUGAGUUAACUGGUGGCCUGAUCUCAAAAGAUUGUUGUGCUUUCUCCAUUCUGCUCCCUCCAUAUGUGGUAUACAUUUACCUAGAAAGCCAAGCGUAGUAAGAUAUCUGUCAGCCUGUCAUGCGAGCGCUGAGCAAGGUGUUCUCCUCAAUCAGGAUCAGGCUGGCCACCCAUUAGGGUCCCCACGACUUCAAUCCAAAGUGUAUAGGUGUAUGGACAGGCGAAGAAGUGAUCUCUUGUUUCAUUUGGCUCUCCACAGAAGAUACAAAAAAAUCAUGUCGUUGACCCCAUCUUUGCAUACGAUGACUUGUAGCUAAUCGGUCUUUGAUUGCUAGCCAAGUUAUGAACGCGAAUCUUGGAACAUUUUGAGGGAACCAAACAAUGAUUGGAUCAUUAGACAUCACUAUAGGAAAAGCUUUAAUCUGACUAACAAUCAAUCGAAUGUUUGGAUCUCUACAACUACGGAAGUACCAUUUGUUUUCCCUCAGCACAUCACAUAUUGCAGCAUCCUUAGGGAUCCCAAGAUUUUGAAUUCCCACUUCACUAGUUAAGUCUAUAAGUCUACCAAGGGGAUGUCGAAUAUCGAACCAAAACUUGAGAUUGCGGCCAUUAUAUAUCUCCAUAUGAACAAAACUCUUUGCCAGCGGUCUGAGCUUUAGCAGCUUCCGCCAGAUCCAAAAACCCGCAUUGGCUUCUCUCACAUCCCAGCGGUCUGAGCUUUAACUUAUAAUUCAUCAUUGCCAAAGGGUAAAUUAAAAAGUAUAGUAUGAUGUGUGUUUCACGGAUGCAAAAACAAAAACAAAAAAUCCUGGGUACCACAAUUUUGAAAAAUAGUCAAACAAUUAGGAAUUUUACAUGUAUAUCAAUCAUCAACAAAAACGAUUGACAACAAAGUGACCAAAUUACCAUCGAUCAAAACCACCAUAAAAUAUCGUUUUUUAUAUAGAUUGUUAGAAUGCACCAAUUUAGAAAAGUACAACUUGUCAAUAUGCAUUCUUACUAGAAUUAUCACACAAAAGCACAAUUCCAAAAUACCACACAAUCAUCCACACGUUUGGAAGUAUAUCAUAGUUCAUCUGUUAUUUCCACUAUAAGCUCUUAUUGGCAACACGCUUUCUCUCUUUCAUGAUGAAAAUAAAUAUGAAACAGUUUCAUCCUUUAUAAAAAAUAACAACAAAACAUCCCAUCCACAAUGUCAAAUCUUUGCAGACAGCAAAUAAACUACAAAUACCUAAAACCACAUGAAACUUUUUAGAUUGCAUCGUUAAUUGUUGUUGGCUGAACCCAAAACGAGAUAUUAAAAUAAUAUUAUUUUAAAGUAUUAUGAUAAAAAAAAAAAGUAUCCUUGAUUACGCCAAUCACGUGAUUUUCCAUCGUUGUAAUCUCUCAACAGGAUAUAAAUCUUGUUUUUGAGAACAACAGGACAUAGAUCUUUACAUGUGUUUUAACGUGUCUUAGACUAAUAGAAAUCGUCCCAUUGUCAUGUCUCUUUCAAACCAAUUGAUACAAUCUAUCUAUUUCAACCCAAUACAUAUGGCAUAGUGCCGUUGAAUUUAUCGAAACAAAUCUUAUAUAUACGUCUUUAUAGCUCCCCUCUUUCCCGAAAUAAUUUAAUAUCCCGUUGCUACACAUGCACUAGGUAGUAGGUAGCCAGAUUCCGUCUUCUUAUUUUCAAAAGACGACGAUAUCGGAAUUAACUUAGCUUUAACUAUGUACGGCAUUGCAUCCCGUUCACUCAGAAUUCAGGUUCAAAACCUUGUAGAACACCGACUCCAACUCCUUUAUUAUAAAUCUUUGUCGACUUCAUAAUUAGGUUGUUGGUGCGCUUGGCGUUUCUCGAAACCAAGACUUCAUCUUUUAACAACAUUUCCACAUGAUGAGUUGUCACCAGUUGAUCUGCAGGUCAAUUGGUGACGAUCAACUGGUGACAACUCGUCCUGUGGGAUGUAAGAGUGUUGUUAAAAGGUGAGGUCUUGGGAUUGAAAAACGCUAAGCGCACCAACAAUUUAAUUAUAAAGUCAGAGAUGAUUCAUAAUGGAAAGGUUGGGGUCGGUACCAUGCAGGGAAGUCUGUGAGUCGGAUUCUAAAUAAGCGGGAUGGAUUGUCACACAUUUUUGAAUCAUUUUGACAGGGAGUUUAGUUAUCUCGUACUUGUUCCGUAUGCAAUUUAACUUUAGCCAUAGUGGAGAAAAAGCUUUGAAAGUCAGAUGAGAAUAUCCAAAUAGCAUUCGAAAACCCAUGUAGUAAUAACAUAUUUAAUUUGAAUGACAUCAUAUGAAGAAAAAGGAAAGCUUAAAAGGUGUAAAAACAUUAAUUGAAAGAUAAACCCCAAAUACAUCAUUUAUGAACAAUGCUCCGUGGAGGACCCGCAAGAGAAGAGAUGUGGUGGUUCGUAUAACCGUGAGGAGAAAGAAGAACAUGUGAGGUAUGAGGUAUCCAAAGUGGGGGAACAAAGAGUAUCGAAACGGCGCCGUACAGAGGGACUAUAACGGGGAGAGGACGUCUUCCGUAAUAGAAACACACAGUCUCUCCGUGUGAGCGUGUGGUCCCGACACACAGAGAUCUGACACAAUUAGUCACCUGUCAGUUCACAGUCGUCAGUUGUCAAGAUAGGCACUUCCUAAAUUUGUUUUUCUUCUCAUUAAUAGCCUUUCUUUCUUUUUUGCGUGAAUUAGGUCAAAGUAAAAUUAUAUAAGUUACUGUCUGAAUUUUUGGAUCAGCUAAAUAAUGUCACCAGCAAAAUCUAACAUAAAUUUUACUCUUUUAUCCUCUUAUUUUUUGUCUACACAACGGUUGAUUACAUAACAAGCGUGACUAUCGUGAAAGAUGACAUUUCUAGAUGUUUCUCUGAUUGUUUCAGACAACAUAUGCAAACAGACAAUAUUCAUCAAUGAAUGACUUCGACCAGUUGAGCUGAUAAGUGGUGGUAAUAGUAAUAAAUCCACCAUGACAUGGAUUAUUCACAUUUAUUUACUUUUAGACUAUAGAAGAUACCGAAAUAAGUAAUCAUACACAAUAUUUUUGUGAUCGAACGUAUGUAGUUUGAUAGGUUUGACCACACAAAAAUGGUUUCAAGGAAGACUUCGUUCGAAGCUUAUUUGGGAGAGAUGUAUAUCCUAUAUAUCACAAUCACAUGUUGGUCCCAGUUGAAAGAAAUUACAUGUCUAAUUGUAUUUUAGAAAUUUUCCGAAAGUAGAAGGAAAGAAAAAUAACAAUAUUCCUGAAAAAUAAGAAAUAAAAAAAUAAAACGACAAAUGAGAAAAAAAUACGGUAGACGGAAAUCCGAAAACACUGCUCUUCAAGAUAUGAAUGUUUGAAUUAUGAGUCGGUCUAUAGAUAUAUAUACAUAGUCUAAGGAGCCAGGCAACCUUAUCUAAUGACUCAUAUAAAAGAAAAUGGGUACAAAAUUACAAAUCAUCUGCAAACAAAAUCUAGAAAAAAAUGAGUGUAAAAUAAAAUUGCAUGAGAGAGAGGGCACAUGUCCCCUUUUAGCCUUCUGCUCUUGAAGGGGAAGCCAAAAUAGUUUUACUUUUGUAUUUUCUCAGCCAAUGCUCUUUUGGGACCUCCCUUCAUAUAAGUAAUUUUUAUAUUUUGUGUCAAUUCCUGUAUUUUGUUCUCAUUUAAUUUGUUGAUAUAUAUAUAUGUAACUAUAUUAUUUUAAAGAGAGAAAAAAACAGAAGGAUUUCCAAGAUCCAGCUGUGAAUAUAACCCUUUCUUGAUCGAAAGUCCAUUUUGGCGUUUGUUCUGUGACCAUCCUCUCGCUACGUCACCGUUUUCAUGUCCAUGCAAAAUAGUUUGAAGAUAAUAUAUCCCUAUCCUUACUUUUCAUUGAUUACAUCUACCUUCUACCUUAUAUAUAGACAUGUAUGUAUAUCUAUUUUUAUGUUCGAAAUGGAUAAAAUAACAAAUACACUUGGAUAUCAUAUCAGUUCGACGAACGUAACUUUUUAUGAUACAAAAUUUAUUUGUUCACAUAAUGCACGACUUUAAAUUUAUUUUGAUUUGACAUUUGUAAGUGGACUGACGUAUAUUUCACAGAUAUACAUCAUGAAAUAGUCUGGUAGGCAUAUAUAUGUGUGUGUGUGUUCUUAAUGCAUACAUGAAUGUUAAGCAUCCAGUUUAGAAUAUGAAUGAUCUAUUCAAUUAUCGUAGAAUUAUAAAUACUGGAAAUAUGUUAAAGAGUUUAUCAUCGAUCUUCGUUUAGUUUUUUCUUUCUAGUAUAACUUAAAGUGUGGACGAAUCAGAUACAUUUUGUAAAAUUAAUGCUACCAAGCGCUCAUUUUCAUGAAAAGGUUUGUUAUAUAAUAAUUAUGAUAUUUUUCAUCAUGAUUUGAGUUUUCUUAUUAUUAUUGGUGCUGUUACUGUUGCUGCUACUGCUGGAAUAUUAAUUGAUUUUGACGAUUGUCUACAUCAUCAUAAUGAAUAUGAAAAAUGGGUAACCAAUAUAUAUAUAGUUUGUACUAUAAGUCACACUUUCAACAUUAAUUAUUGAUCAAGAGAUUGGUGGAAUGUUAUCUUCUUUCAAAUAAAUAGCCCCCUACCAAAAAGUAUAUACAUAUACAACAAUGCAUGGCCAAUAAUGAUGAAUCCAUCCUCGAAACCAAACUUUCAUCCAAUUUUUUUUUUAUUUGUUGAGUUUUUUCAUAGAUAUGUUUAGAAUCGGAUUUAAUCCUAGAUUUACAGCCUUUCUCGUACUAUACUACGUUUUGACUAAUCGUACUAUAACUAUACUACUAUUGCGUUGACAAGUUUAACUGCAAUCUUCAGCGUAGUAGUAUCUUCGAACAUUCGAACUAACGGUAAACUACUUCUUGUAAUGACAUGAUUUCUGUUGCAGCAUCGGUUACAUAUACGAUAAAUAUAAUUAAUGCAUCAAAUAUUAAUCUCAAACUGAAAUUUAUAAACAGUAAUGGAGGUUGCAUUUAUAUUAAACACAAUAUAUUUAUAUAUAUGUUCAAAAAGACUAUUAAAUUAAUUAUUUUGAAACAAUUAUUGGAACUGUUCAGAUGAAACCGAGAGUGGGGAAUGAUUUUACAGCAAAAACCAGAGGCUUAAAUAGUAGGUCGACCUCCCCCCCCCCCCCCCCCCCCCUAACUAUGAACGCUCACAAAGCCACAAAAGCCUUGCACUAUUUAUCUCUUUGAUUCAAAUCUUAUCGACGGGAAACACUUAAACCCACAAAUGAUUGUAUAAAUUACAUUAAAACCAAUAGGACACAUAUAUACAGUUCGUGAUUAGAAAAAUAAAUUGGAUAACAUAUUUUUUUAAGCUUAGUAUAUUAUAUUUAAUAGAUGAGUUUAUUUUUCCUUUCGCUACAUAAAAACUUACGAGUGAAAGACUAAGUCAGAUCAGACCACACGAUCUAAGAUGUUCCUACAAACUGGCAUGACAUGUACCACUAUACUUGUACAACCUGGUUCAUGCUUAUAGUUACCAUUUACUCUUCAUAAGCUAUCAUAUUUAUUUAUGUAAUAGCAACUCCCAACUGCAUUAAUAAAAACAACAUUUGCAAUCGUCGACAUCACUACAAAAUCUACGGAUAUAUUUAUAAAAGAAAAGUUAUUUAAUAUAUUGGUUGGAAGGUUAUUUAGUCAAAGAAAAGCCAUUAAUAGCUGAAGAUUUAACUCCAUUGUGAAUACAGAUGUUUCUUAACUUACAAACAAUUACGAAGUACAGUAUAUAAAUCCGGGAUAUAAGUUGCUGUUUACACAUAAUUUGUUCACCGGAUGGAGACAAACAUGAAUAACGGCUAAAUUAAUUGCAAGCCAUUUAAUUUCAAGCGUUGGUUAAAGAUAGUCAAACUAAACAUUAAUAUUAGUAUUGGGUCAUUAACUAUCAAAAACUAAUUUUUUCACUAAAUCCAGUUUUGGUUUAGUAGUUAAAUAGACGCGAGGAUGGGUCCGGUUCUAUUCAUGUGGUAAAUUUGGUUUUUACAUUCCGCCUAAUAUAAAUACUGUUUUGAUACUUUUCACAAAAUAAUGAUGGUAAUAUGUCUUAUAUAGUAUUUAUGUAAGUGUAUAUUUUCAACUAAUAUGUUUAUUAUAUAUAAAUAGAAUAUGACAAAUAUAAAAUUAUAUAUUAAAAUAGAAAAAUAUUAUAUAUAAACUGAAAUAAAUAGUUUAAAACGCACAUUUUUGUGUAACAAAAGUACAUUUUAUAAAAAGUUUAAAGUUAAUAUAUGUUUACGAUUUUUUUAUGCCGCAUGUCAUUUGAAAAACAUUUGAUAUCUCACGUGUAAUCAACUUGUACCAUAUUUCUUGAUCAGAAUCAAUGUACCUAAUUUUUGCAGGCGUUACGAUGAACUGUCUUUAUAUAGAAGAUGUAAACUAAUACAUCAUCGGUGCUAUCUAUGAUAAUUUUUAGUAGUAUAUACCAAAUGAAUUCAAUCAUAUAUAAUUUUUAAAAAAUUCGAUUUCAAACCCUUAAAUGUCGAUAAAAUUAAAUAGUUUUUGUAACUAAUAUAACUAGCUAGUUUUGAUCAAUAUGCAUGUACAUCUCGUGGAGUUCUAGUACACGAUUUGACCAUAUAGAUAUGUUAGUAGUAAAUUAACAUUAGAUUAAUGUUGGUAUAUUUUAUAUUUUAUCGUCAACAACUAAUACAUUUAAAUUAUAAUACGCCGGAGUGUUAACAUAAACUACCAAACUUACCCUCUUUAUAUAUAAUGUUACGUCUGUUAUUUAUCAUCCAUUUUUUCAUGUGAUUCUGAAAAUAUAAUAUAGUUACAUUUAUUACAUUUUUAUUUAUGUAAAGUGAUUCAAAUGCAAUUUUUCCUUGAACUAAUAGUUUUUUCUAUAAUCUUGGAUUUGGUACGUAUCUUCUAUAUAUUGCUAAUACGUAUCAGAUACAUCAUCUUUAAUUUAUGGUCCACCUGUAAUUACAUUUGGUAAUUAAUACUGUAUAUUUUGUUUUCCUUCUAUUGCCACAAAUCAGUCAUGUAUCUACAUUGUCAAUUUACUACUAAUGUAUACUAUCCAAAAAGUUACUCCCACAUAUUUCUGAAAAUAUUAUUUAAAAUAUGUAUAAAUAAAUAGUUUAGAUUCUUUUAAAUGAAAUAAAAAAAAUGAAAAUGAAGGAAAAAGAACACUGGCCAACUCCUUUAUUAAGAUACUAGGAGAGAGCUAGAGGAGAGAAGCAUCAAAUUUUCACAGCUCUUCACUUUGAGACCUCAAAAACUCCAGAGGGCUCUUCACGAGAGAACUCUUUCUCUUUCCCAUCAAAAUCUCCAAAAAUAUCAUAACCUUUCUUCAUCAUCAUCACCACCGUCAUGUGUAACUCAUCAACAACAACCACCACCGGCACCGGUACGGCCGUGACCGAGAACCAACAAUCUCGAACCGAUAUCUUCCUCGAUCGCUUGUCGAUCAAAACCUUGGAACAACCCACAAAGCGAAAUCUCCAGCAUUGCGACAACUUAGGAUCUCCACUUAUGUCCGAAGCUGUAACGGAGGCGAAAACUCUCUUCACGCUCGCUUUUCCGAUCGCCGUGGCGGCUUUAGUCCUCUACCUACGCUCCGCCGUCUCCAUGUUUUUCCUUGGUCGUCUCGGUGACCUCGAAUUAGCCGCCGGUUCACUCGCCAUUGCGUUUGCUAACAUAACCGGUUACUCUGUUUUAUCCGGUUUAGCACUCGGUAUGGAACCACUCUGUUCCCAAGCCUUUGGCGCUCACCGCUACAAACUCCUCUCCCUCACCCUCCAUCGAACCGUGGUUUUCCUCUUGGUUUGCUGCGUACCGAUAUCGGUUCUCUGGCUCAACGUCGGUAAAAUAUCGGUUUACCUUCACCAAGACCCCGACAUCGCACAGCUAGCUCAGACAUAUCUCAUCUUCUCCUUACCCGAUCUCCUCACCAACACUCUCCUUCACCCAAUAAGAAACUACCUUCGUGCUCAAGCCAUCAUCCACCCCGUCACGUUAGCCACUAUCUCCGGCGCCGUUUUUCACUUACCGGCCAACCUCUUCCUAGUCUCUUACCUCCGUCUCGGUUUAACCGGCGUCGCAGUCGCCUCCUCCGUCACCAACCUCUUCGUCGUCGCGUUCUUGAUCUGCUACGUCUGGGCAAGUGGUCUCCACGUACCCACUUGGACCGACCCGACAUGGGACUGCUUACGUGGAUGGGGUCCUCUGCUCCGCCUCGCGGGACCUAGCUGUGUCUCCGUGUGUUUAGAGUGGUGGUGGUACGAGAUCAUGACCGUUCUUUGCGGUUUGCUCGUAAACCCGAGAUCGACGGUGGCGGCAAUGGGCGUUUUGAUCCAGACGACGUCGUUUCUCUACGUCUUCCCGUCUUCUCUGAGCUUCGCCGUGUCUUCUCGUGUCGGAAACGAGCUGGGAGCGAACCGUCCCAAGACGGCGAAGCUAUCGGCGAUGCUGUCUAUCGUUUUCGCGGCGGCAACGGGUGUUACAGCGGCGGCGUUUGCUUACUCCGUCAGAAACGUUUGGGGAAGAGUGUUCACCGGAGACGACGAGAUUCUCCGGCUAACGGCGGCGGCGCUUCCGAUUUUGGGCUUGUGCGAGAUAGGAAACUGUCCUCAGACGGUGGGUUGCGGUGUCGUGAGGGGGACGGCACGGCCGUCGACGGCGGCGAACGUGAACCUCGGCGCGUUCUAUCUGGUUGGCAUGCCGGUGGCUGUUGGUCUCGGGUUUUGGGCCGGUAUUGGGUUUAAUGGGCUUUGGUUAGGACUUCUAGCAGCGCAGAUUAGCUGCGCCGGUCUUAUGUUGUACGUGGUGGGGACCACAAAUUGGGUAUUGGAGGCUGGGAAAGCGCAAACGCUAACAUGCGCAGAGACCGUAGAGAACGAUCUUAUUAAGACGGUGGCGAAUACUAUAGGGGACGACGGUGAGAGCGAUGAGGCACAGCCAUUGAUUCGCAUCACGGUGCUUUAUUAAUUAUAAAGUAUGGUUAUAAAUAUAUUUCCCCUCUUUUGAUAGAAGGAGAAAGUUUUGUCUUUCUUGAAAAAAAUUAACAUUUCUUCUUCCUUUUUCUUGUAUUUAACAAUUUUUUUUGCUUCGCUCCUUAUUUUUUAUGCCUUUAUGAUUGGCCGUCUAUAUGGAGUUCAAUGAGUUUUUUGCUCUUUAAGUUUCUACAUAUGAAUAUAUUUUUAUUUGGGGUUAUUCAAAUAAAAUUCGCUCA
Molecule: messenger RNA, 25141 nt
Organism: Brassica rapa (field mustard)
Lineage: Eukaryota; Viridiplantae; Streptophyta; Magnoliopsida; Brassicales; Brassicaceae
Product: protein DETOXIFICATION 51-like
Biological process (GO): xenobiotic detoxification by transmembrane export across the plasma membrane
Cellular component (GO): membrane
Molecular function (GO): xenobiotic transmembrane transporter activity; antiporter activity
Source: RefSeq, a predicted model, not a curated record